ACUGCCUGAAGGGUUAAAGGAUUGGAACAAGGAGAAGGAGAAACUAGGAACUGAAGUUGCAUAAAAUUCAAUUAUCUGGGAACAGAGGAGAAGAGAAAAGAAGACUCACAAGGAAAUACUUCCAGUAAACCAGACGACAGUAGAGCCAGUCCCAUUAUUUAAUAAAUAAAGUUUAAUUUUGAUCAAUUUUACAGUUAUCAUAAACUUUCAGAUAGAAUGGAGGGUGGGUUGGGUUGGUUGAUGUUGUAUACCCGGGUCUGUGGUUUGAGCUGGAUCCUAGUUUACCUGGCUUUAAGCUUAGUUUUAGGUCUCAUGACGCACAUCACCCUGCAUUUAAUGAUCGUCGGUUUAAUGAUCUGUCUAGUUUCAUACUUCCGGCUUCCUCCUCCCAACCCUACCAUAGUUCGUCAGGUUCUCGGUACAGAUCCUGCUCCGGGUCUACCAGACUCAGCUGUAGAUUGGUUAAUUGCCCACAGAGCAGCUUGUCUUGAUGCUCCUGAGAACAGUAUUGAAGCUCUACGGCUGGCAGCUAAGAACGGAGCCAAGAUUAUCGAGUUCGACGUGAGUUUCACCUCAUGUAUGUCUCCUGUUGUAUUCCACGAUGAUACAGUUGACAGGGUUACUCAGGCUACAGGACACAUAUCAUCUCACACACAUUCUAAUCUCAAGAAGUUAAAUCUUGCAACAAAACAUCCUCUAGGAUCAAGCUUCGAGUUCUCCGGUAUCCCUGAUCUAGAAGAGUUUGUAGCUGAGUGUAUGAAAUUGAACAUGAAGAUGAUUAUCGACCUGAAAACCUAUGAAGUCCCGGAAGAGACCAUCUCCGUAAUACUCAACCUGUACAAGAAGUUUCCUGGGAUGAAGAGUUGCACCAUGGUAACCUCCUUCUUUCCUCACCUUCUCUACCAGCUAAGAAGGAAGGAUCCGGAGAUUGUCUGUUCUCUCUCCUACAGACCUCACUUCUUCGCGUUCAGUACUUAUGAAGGAACCAAUGUCAGCAUGAAACCUAGAUUUUCUGGUUUUAUGCUCCACACUGCUAACCUUGUGGAUAUCCUGUUCCCCUGGUUCCUGGAGAACUUUAUCUGGUUCUUUGUCGGCCUGUCCGCCGUCCUCGUCCACAAGGCCGUGGUUACUCACCAGUACGUGUCGGACUGGAGACGGAAGGGGGUCAGGGUGAUGGCCUGGACUGUCAAUGAUCCACUGGAGAAAGCUUUUCUAAUUCACACAGUUGGAGUUCAAUGUCUCACUGAUACUUUGGAGAAAGUGAAGCCUGAUCAAUGGGUUUUAAAAGAUUAAUGUAUAAGAUGACACGAACAAAAAUCAAGACGAAAUAUCCUGCACCUUGAACUGACGAAAGAAAUUCUCUGAACUUUAUUCACGACAUCAUUACAUUCUGUAUAUCGUUGGUAACCGGCUGACGAUUUUUAAACUGUGCGUAAUCCAAAGACACUCUGCACUGUCAUAUCUAAAAUUGUUAACAACUAUUUAACUAAAAAUUUUGAUGUAACCUUAUGUUAUGGACUUAGAUUUAAGUAUGCUUAUAUCUUAAUGUGUAAACCCUAGCUUAAACACACACAAAACUCGAUAAUUUGUAUAUAUUUAUUAGUUUUGCGGCUUUUGUUCACGCACGCACUAAAUGCAAAGAAAAAUCAUAAAUAAUUCUUAGUAAUCAGAUUUUUUUUAUAUAAUUUAUUGUCAUAAAAAAUAAACAUUCCACCACUUUUGUUUAGUUUAGUUUUUUUUAUAUAUUGUUAUGUUCAUGUAGUAUGUAACCGCUUGACUAUCAUUUUAUAUCGAAAUUGUAAUGUUUUGUUAUAACGUUAUUGUGAUUCGUAAGCAAAAAUUAGUUAGAAAUAACUAAUAACUAUCCAUAAUUCUGUUUUGUCUUGUUUUCACUUGUAAUUUAACUGAGGGUGUCCUUAUAAACAUAGAAGUUAAGUUACGACUGCUGAAAUGAAAAAGUUUUUAAUCAACUUUGAAUUCAUUAAGGACCUAAUAUGACCAUGUUGUCUACUUAAACCUUUUAGAAUGGGAGAUAUGCAGAAUUGGGUUGAUUUUUCUAGUAUAAAACAGUAGACAUUGCUUUAGAUAUUACAUAUUGAAGAAGAAAUAAAAGUCGCGACUAAAUUCCCAUGUUUGAGUUUUGUAUCUGCAUCUGCAAUUCUUAAUUAUGUUUUGUAUAUUGUAAACGGGUUGUAGACUAGAUUUCAUAUGUCCGAUUUGUCUGAUAAAGAUUAAUAAAUGUGAAAAUUAUA
This is a messenger RNA of Eurytemora carolleeae, 2252 nucleotides long. Its product is annotated as glycerophosphodiester phosphodiesterase 1. The record is from RefSeq and is a predicted model, not a curated record. NCBI's taxonomy places the organism in Eukaryota, Metazoa, Arthropoda, Copepoda, Calanoida, Temoridae. Gene Ontology annotation, biological process: lipid metabolic process. Bases 217 to 1293 code for a protein of 358 amino acids. Gene Ontology annotation, molecular function: phosphoric diester hydrolase activity. The transcript is spliced from 4 exons.